Nicotiana attenuata is the source of this 2346-nucleotide messenger RNA. RefSeq names its product D-3-phosphoglycerate dehydrogenase 2, chloroplastic-like. The transcript has 5 exons. Gene Ontology annotation, molecular function: phosphoglycerate dehydrogenase activity; NAD binding. The coding region runs from base 113 to 2020 and encodes 635 amino acids. NCBI's taxonomy places the organism in Eukaryota, Viridiplantae, Streptophyta, Magnoliopsida, Solanales, Solanaceae. Gene Ontology annotation, biological process: L-serine biosynthetic process. The record is from RefSeq and is a predicted model, not a curated record.
UCAAUGAUCAUUCUCCAUUCUAUAUAAACAAAACGUCUUUUAUUUCAUUAGUGUCCAUAACCUCAAACCUCCAACAACUUUUGAGUUUUUUGAGUUUUCUUUCUCCAUAAUAAUGGCGUCCACUCCUUCUCCUCGCACUGCCGCCACCACCCUUCAAAAUUCUCUCCUCUCUUCUUCUUCUUCCUCUGUAAAUCAUAAUAAGCCUUCAAAUCUCUCUUUCCUCCACGCCUCCUCAAAUUCCUCUUCCCUCAAGCUUUUCCACUCUGUUUCUGCUUCGUUUUCUCCAUCAAAUUCUUCUUCUACCAUUUGUAAUGUUCUCAAAACUGUUGAAUCUGCCGACAUCUCAUUCUCCAACGCGAGAGAUCUGGACGGCGUUGUUUCGAUUCCCAAGCCAACCAUUCUCGUCUCCGAGAAACUUGGAGAGGCGGGUUUGGACCUGCUCCGUAGUUUCGGCAACGUGGAUUGUUCGUAUGACUUGUCUCCUCAGGAUCUCUGCGCUAAGAUCUCUCUGUGCGACGCGCUUAUUGUACGGAGUGGGACUAAGGUAACUCGACAAGUCUUUGAGGCUGCACAGGGCCGUCUUAAAGUCGUCGGAAGAGCUGGUGUUGGGAUAGACAAUGUGGAUCUGCAAGCUGCUACUGAAUUUGGAUGCCUCGUCGUUAAUGCGCCCACAGCUAAUACUAUUGCUGCCGCGGAGCAUGGAAUCGCUUUGCUCACCUCCAUGGCCCGUAACGUUGCUCAGGCUGAUGCCUCCAUGAAAGCUGGCAAAUGGCUGCGCAGCAAGUACGUGGGUGUUUCUCUUGUUGGGAAGACAUUAGCAGUUAUGGGCUUUGGUAAAGUUGGUUCCGAGGUUGCAAGACGUGCAAAAGGCCUGGGUAUGCAUGUCAUUGCCCAUGAUCCUUAUGCACCAGCUGACAGAGCUCGCGCUAUUGGUGUGGAUUUGGUUUCCUUUGAGCAGGCCAUAGCCACUGCUGACUUCGUCUCACUCCACAUGCCUCUUACACCUGCUACUAAGAAGGUAUUCAAUGAUGACACAUUCGCAAAGAUGAAGAAAGGAGUUCGCCUUAUAAAUGUUGCUCGAGGGGGUGUUAUUGAUGAAGAUGCAUUAGUUAGAGCCCUUGACAGUGGAAUAGUUGCUCAGGCAGCACUUGAUGUAUUCACGGUGGAGCCACCACCAAAAGAUAGCAAACUAGUGCAACAUGAGAAUGUCACAGUUACACCUCAUCUUGGAGCAAGCACAAAAGAAGCACAGGAAGGAGUUGCGAUUGAAAUAGCUGAGGCUGUUGUUGGUGCUCUAAAUGGGGAACUUUCUGCUACCGCUGUGAAUGCUCCAAUGGUCCCUCCUGAGGUAUUGUCCGAGUUGGCUCCUUAUGUCGUGCUUGCUGAGAAACUAGGUAGACUGGCUGUACAGCUAGUGACUGGUGGAAGUGGAAUUCAGAAUGUGAAAGUGGUCUAUAAAUCAGCCAGGGACCCUGACAGCUUGGACACUAGACUUCUCCGAGCCAUGGUAACAAAAGGCAUUAUUGAGCCAAUAUCCGAUACAAUCAUCAACCUUGUAAAUGCUGAUUUCAGCGCAAAGCAGAAGGGUAUUCGUAUUAGUGAAGAACGUGUUAUUGUUGAUUCGUCUCCAGAGUACCCUGUUGAGUCCAUCCAGGUUCAAAUUAGCAACGUGCAAUCAAGAUUUGCAAGUGCUUUAUCAGAGAAUGGGAAUAUCAGCAUCGAGGGGAAAGUGAAGUAUGGGGUUCCCCAUCUUACACGCGUUGGAUCAUUUAGUGUUGAUGUGAGCUUGGAGGGUAACCUCAUCCUUUGCAAACAAGUGGACCAACCUGGUAUGAUCGGGCAAGUUGGAAACAUACUUGGUGAGAGUAACGUGAAUGUGAGCUUUAUGAGCGUUGGAAGAACCGUGAAGAGAAAGCAGGCAAUUAUGGCAAUUGGAGUAGACGAAGAACCAAACAAGGAUACUCAGAAGAAGAUAGGAGAGGUAUCUGCAAUUGAAGAAUUUGUCUUCCUCAAACUAUAGUCCAAACGAACGAACUUCUUACUACUACUCUUAUUAUUGAGAAAAAUCCAAUAUUUAUGCUGGGAAUUAUUGGAGAAUAACAAUUGUCCGCGGCUGACUGCUGGAAUGUUGAGCUCAAAUAGAUGCUGCUAGUCCGCCUUCUUGUUCCAGAAAAAGAUAUAUAUGUGUACUAAGUUUAAUAUUUUGCAGUUUGGCUUAAGGUGAUUCUGCCUACUCUACUUAGUUAAUGUGGUCGUUUUGGUGUUUGUUCGAAGUGAUCAAAGCGAUGUUGUUUCUCAUGUAAUCCUCCUUGAGCUUUUGAUUUACCAGGAAUACUUAUUCUCUUA